AUGACAAUUUUAGACAAGAAGAUGACAGCCGACGAGAGAUUCUCCAAUGGCACCCAUCAUGGCACGACGAAUUUCGACGAAAUCACCAUCCAGUCCUAUCAGGUGCAUGACCUUCGCUUCCCGACGAGUCUCACCUUGGCAGGCUCGGACGCAAUGAAUGGCACUCCUGACUAUAGUGCGGCAUACAUUGUUUUGGGUACCAACUCGGAUUUUGCAGGACACGGCUUCUCAUUCACCAUAGGCAGAGGAAAUGAUCUGGUCUGCGAAGCUGCUCGUACCAUCGCAGGGCGUCUCGUGGGUAAGCGGCUGGCUGAGUUGACAUCUGAUAUGGGCAAGACAUGGCAUUUCCUCGUUUCCGAUUCUCAGCUCCGGUGGGUAGGUCCUGAAAAGGGUGUCACUCACCUAGGUCUGUCUGCCUGUGUCAACGCUUUGUGGGAUCUCUGGGGACGAGCAGAGAGAAAGCCCGUUUGGAAACUCAUAGCCGAUAUGAAGCCAGAGGAGUUUGUGAGGUGCAUUGAUUUCCGCUACAUUGAGGACGCCAUCACCCCGCAAGAGGCAAUCGCUUUGUUAGAAGCGCAAGAAGCGUCAAAGCUACAGCGACUUCGGGAUGCAGAAAACAAUCGGGCGGUGCCUGCAUAUUCGACCGAGGCGGGGUGGUUGGGAUAUUCCGACGACAAGAUGCGGAAGCUAAUGAAAGACCUUCUUGCCGCUGGCCACGACAAGUUCAAACUAAAGGUCGGGAAGGAUCUUGAGGAUGACAAGCGACGGUGCCGAAUCGCCAGAGAAGUUAUGGGCGACGAAAAGACCCUGAUGGUAGAUGCGAACCAGGUCUGGGGAGUAUCCGAGGCCAUACAAUGGAUGCUUCAGUUGGCGGAGUUCAAGCCAGCGUUUAUUGAGGAGCCAACAUCACCAGAUGAUAUUCUUGGGCACGCUGCGGUUCGAAAAGCUCUUAAAGCUCAUGGCAUAGGGGUUGCAACAGGGGAGAUGUGUCACAACCGAGUGAUGUUCAAGCAAUUGCUCCAGGCGGAGGCUAUCGAUGUUUGCCAGAUUGACGCUUGUCGUCUGGGGGGUGUAAACGAGGUCCUGGCUGUUCUUGUGAUGGCGAAAAAAUUUGGAGUCCCUGUUGUACCGCACAGUGGUGGCAUAGGCUUGAAUGAGUAUACGCAGCAUUUGUCUUUGGUGGAUUACCUUUGCGUAUCCGGGGAGCGGAGCAUGCUCGAGAACAUCACCACCUAUAACCACGUGCUCACCACGCCAUUGCAAACGCGUGAUGGCUUUUUCGUGACGCCAUCAGAAUCCGGCUACAGUGUCGAAUUUCGAGAGGCCGCAAUCGCGGAAUACAGCUAUCCAGAGGGCACCUUCUGGUGCUCUAAGGAUGGCUUGUCAAUCAUCGAUGGCGGCCUGAAUUGA
Cladophialophora psammophila CBS 110553 is the source of this 1410-nucleotide messenger RNA. Its product is annotated as mandelate racemase. Lineage: Eukaryota; Fungi; Ascomycota; Eurotiomycetes; Chaetothyriales; Herpotrichiellaceae. Bases 1 to 1410 code for a protein of 469 amino acids. The record is from RefSeq and is a predicted model, not a curated record. Gene Ontology annotation, biological process: carbohydrate catabolic process; amino acid catabolic process. Gene Ontology annotation, molecular function: magnesium ion binding; hydro-lyase activity. The transcript has 4 exons.